AUGAGCUUGAAAUUCGCCUUAUGCCUGUGCCUGGCACUCUGGUGUGGCAUUGCCGUUGCCAUCGAAGGGGAACCAGCCAAGACAAGACAUGAUGAUUACGAUGACAUCGAUGACAUCGAAGAAGAGAGCAAUACCAUUGCACUCGCUUCGGCAAUUGAAACUGGUGAAGAAGAGGCGCUGCUGGAAACCGAGACUGCAACUCUGCAAGGUUCAUUGCCAUACUAUUUAAACAAUCCAUUUAUCGGUUAUCCGCCCUACUUCUAUCCUGGCUAUCCACGACCUGGAUCACAUGGACAUCAUCACGGUUAUCGCCCCUAUUCUGGCUGGCCUUAUCCCGGUUACUAUUCUCCUGGCUAUCCUGGCUACUCUGUUUAUCCUGGCUAUCCUGGUUACCAGUACCCUGGUUAUCCCAACUAUGGAUAUCCUUAUCCCAAUCUUGGCUAUCCCUUCCGCGGCAGGGAGUCAACUGAAGAUGCGACAAAGAUCUGCUCAAAGACUAUACUAGGCCUAGGAAGAAUUUGCACUACGAAAUGA
Molecule: messenger RNA, 534 nt
Organism: Drosophila albomicans
Lineage: Eukaryota; Metazoa; Arthropoda; Insecta; Diptera; Drosophilidae
Exons: 1
Coding region: 1-534 (177 amino acids)
Source: RefSeq, a predicted model, not a curated record